AUGACGGCUACUCAGACAUACUCCCCAGUCUCUGAUGAGAAGGCGCAGAACAUACUAAGACUAAUCCAGAACGCGACAAGGUCAAGAAACAUAAGGAAAGGAAUAAACGAGUCAACGAAGUGCCUCAACAAAGGGAGAGCCCUUCUGGUUGUUAUAGCAUGCGAUGCCGAGCCUCAAGAAAUAACAGCGUUUUUGCCCAUAAUAUGCGAAGAUAAAGGCGUUCCUUUUGUUCAUGUCCCUUCUAAAAGCGCUCUUGGUGUAGCAUGUGGCAUCCAUAGGCCGAUUGCUGCAUGCACAAUCUACUUGCCAAAAGAAGCAGAGUCCCUACGCUUGGAAGAAAAGAUUAGAGAAGCUCUAAGGUAA
This is a messenger RNA of Encephalitozoon romaleae SJ-2008, 363 nucleotides long. Its product is annotated as 50S ribosomal protein L7Ae. Gene Ontology annotation, biological process: ribosome biogenesis. Bases 1 to 363 code for a protein of 120 amino acids. The record is from RefSeq and is a predicted model, not a curated record. Gene Ontology annotation, molecular function: RNA binding. The transcript has a single exon. NCBI's taxonomy places the organism in Eukaryota, Fungi, Microsporidia, Unikaryonidae. Gene Ontology annotation, cellular component: nucleolus; ribonucleoprotein complex.